CUGCUCUCUCUGCUGGUGUUCAGCAGCAUCUCUCCAUCUCUCUGACCUCCAGCUCUCUCUCUCUCUCUCUCUGUCUCUCCCCGGUCCCGGUCUGGUUCUGUAGAGAUGCUGUGGUCCUGGUCGUGGUUCUGGCUGGUCCUGGUGCUGGUCCCCGGGUCUCUGGGAGCCUCCUCCCGGCUGUACUCGGAGGAGGACCAGCUGGUGAUCCUCAGCAGCAGCAGUCUCCAGUCCUCCGUCUCUAACUCGUCCUCGGCCUGGCUGGUCCAGUUCUUCUCGUCCUGGUGCGGUCACUGCAUCCAGUACUCCAGCACCUGGAAGGCUCUGGCUCAGGACGUCAAAGGUACCCCAAAGAGACACAUUCACAUUCACAAUACCCGGUUCGGUUCGGUUCCCGGUCUGUGCCGGUCUUUCUCCUUUGUACACACCAACACCAGACUCCGUUCAGAAUCCGGCUCAUUGACUUCAUCUCCGGUUGAUCGGUCAGACGACGACCCGUGUUACAGAACCACUGGCUGGGUUCUGGUUCUAGUAGAACCGCCUUUAGUUCGGCAUCAAUACAAUCCAACAUGGACUCUUAAUUAAUCUGUUAAUCACGGAUAAAUCUCAGCUCCGCGUCGCAACGCACAGCAGCGCUGGACCCGCGGAGCCGCUGAGAAACAGCAGAUCAGUGGAGGGAGUUCUGAAUGACAGCAGAGAGGACUCUGAUGUUACUCUGAUCAACACUUAUUACCACAAUAAGCAUUAUUAUAGCACUUCUUACUGUCAUCAACAAGAAGAUUAUAUCAUCAUCUUA
Molecule: messenger RNA, 793 nt
Organism: Sebastes umbrosus (honeycomb rockfish)
Lineage: Eukaryota; Metazoa; Chordata; Actinopteri; Perciformes; Sebastidae
Product: sulfhydryl oxidase 1-like
Exons: 2
Coding region: 106-582 (158 amino acids)
Biological process (GO): protein folding
Cellular component (GO): Golgi membrane
Molecular function (GO): flavin-dependent sulfhydryl oxidase activity; protein disulfide isomerase activity
Source: RefSeq, a predicted model, not a curated record